CAUAUUUACAAAAGGGUGAAGCCAUUUAACUUGAAAAAAUCAGAUAAAACUGGUCGCACUCUGCUAAAACCCUAAACCCCACCCAAACAAACCAAAAAAAAAAAAAAAAUGGAACUGCAAUCGGUUUGUCAUGGGCUUCCCUCCCCAAAGAUGGGGUUACCAACUCAUCGUUCGGUCUCUCAUCAAUUUGUUUCUACAAGUCAGUUUGGAUUGAGGAAUCAAAAAUUUCGACUUGGGGUUGCCUCAAAAUCAUAUUUGAGGCUUGGUUUGAAGAGGGCGUUUAAGGAGUCUUUAGUGCUGAACUCAAAAAAAGGAACUAUUGUAUGUGCUGUUAACUCUAACCCAGAUGCUCAGUUGGGGGUUUUGGGAGGGGAGAAUUCUGAUUCUGGUGUGCCUGUUACUUCAUUUAAUGGGGUAGAGCCGUUUCGUGGAAAAUCGGGUUCGAUUUCAUUUUCUGGGUUGAGCCACCAGCUGGUAGAGGAAGGGAAAUUGCAGUCAGCCCCUUUUAAUGAAGAGAAGGGAUCAUUUCUUUGGCUUUUAGCCCCUAUUGCGCUGAUAUCAUCUUUGAUUCUUCCGCAGUUCUUCUUUGCUAACGCAAUUGAAGCUUUCCUGGAGGACAUGCUUCUCGUAGAAAUUGUGACUUCUUUAUUUUUUGAGGUCCUGUUUUACGUUGGUCUUGCAAUAUUCCUGCUUGUCACUGACCGUGUUCAAAGGCCAUAUCUGCAAUUUAGCCCAAAAAGGUGGGGUCUCAUCACAGGUCUCAGAGGAUAUUUAACAUGCGCUUUCUUCACAAUGGGCUUCAAAGUCAUUGCCCCUCUCUUUGCUGUGUAUGUAACCUGGCCGAUGAUUGGCCUGCCAGGCCUGGUUGCAGUGUUUCCUUUUCUAAUGGGUUGUGUUGCUCAAUUUGCAUUUGAGAAGAGUCUUGAGAAGCAAGGAUCGUCUUCUUGGCCCUUAGUUCCUAUUAUUUUCGAGGUCUAUAGACUUUAUCAGCUGACCAAAGCUUCCCAUUUCAUUGAGAGGUUGAUGUUCACAUUGAAGGACCUUCCUGCUUCUCCAGAAUUGCUGGAAAGAAGUGGUGCCCUCUUUGCUAUGAUAGUGACUUUCCAAGUUCUCGGUGUGGUCUGCCUGUGGUCGUUGAUGACAUUUCUUUUAAGGCUUUUUCCUUCUAGACCCGUAGCAGAGAAGUACUGAUGUUUGCAUGGGAUGCUGUAUUUCUUUUUACUUCUUCUUUUUAUUUUAUUUAAUUAUAUAUAUAUUUUUUGUGCUCAUGUUCAAGUUCUGUACAAUCUCAAACUUUGUAUCCUUACUUCGUUAGUCAUGUUGUAGAAUCUAAA
Messenger RNA from Quercus lobata, 1334 nucleotides. Its product is annotated as tRNA-processing ribonuclease BN. Lineage: Eukaryota; Viridiplantae; Streptophyta; Magnoliopsida; Fagales; Fagaceae. Gene Ontology annotation, cellular component: chloroplast. Bases 109 to 1191 code for a protein of 360 amino acids. The record is from RefSeq and is a predicted model, not a curated record. The transcript is spliced from 5 exons.